This is a messenger RNA of Theileria parva strain Muguga, 888 nucleotides long. It is a transcript of the gene POLR3F, whose product is annotated as RNA polymerase Rpc34 subunit family protein. Lineage: Eukaryota; Apicomplexa; Aconoidasida; Piroplasmida; Theileriidae. The record is from RefSeq and is a predicted model, not a curated record. The transcript is spliced from 5 exons. Bases 1 to 888 code for a protein of 295 amino acids. Gene Ontology annotation, biological process: transcription by RNA polymerase III. Gene Ontology annotation, cellular component: RNA polymerase III complex.
AUGAAUUUGGAUGAUGAGAUUGUUGUUGCCCGUGAAUUGGCAUCAAACAAUGAUAAUAAAUUCACUGAACGGAUUUUCCAGCAAAACAUUCAGAAAUUUCGAAAUUUACUCCAAACCUCCACUCCUUAUAGCCUUUCAGACUUUGAAAAGUUUUUAAAGAAGUUAACUAGUUCCAGACUUUUCGGAAUCUUGGUCGAUGAUAAUAAUCAAAAAUACGGUGUUUUAAGGGAUGAUGAUUUGGUUGGAAAGUUGAUGAAACUGAAGGAUAUCGACUAUAAAAUUUUUUGUACAAUAGAAACGGCUGGAAAUAAAGGGAUAUGGACUGCAGAUAUACGUAAAAUUUUGGGAUUACAUAUAAAUCAAGUACAAAGAGGAGUAAAAUAUUUGUACGAAUCAAAUAGAUUAAUAAGGCCGAUUACUGAUGUUAAUUACAAGAGCAGGAAGCUGUUUAUUUUGUCGACUUUAGAACCAUCCACUCAAGUAACGGGUGGUUCAUUCUACGACAACGGCGAAUUUAAUGAGCUUCUGGUAGAAAAAUUACAGGAACAAAUUUGCUCAUUCCUUUCUAAUAACCAGGGCUCUAAUAUUCAAGAUAUUACUACAUUUCUCAAGGAAACAAAUAUUAUAAGAGGAGAAUUGCUGGAGACUGAUGUAAACAGAAUAAUUAAGUUGUUACUACUAGAGAACAAGAUAUUCAACUCUCCCCUAGAAAAUAACCAAUUCAUCUACAUUUGGUGCGGCGACAAUAACUUGAAGUUUAUUGAAGAUUGUUUUAAUGUUCCUUGUUUUGGAUGUAAUAUAUCAGAUUCGUGUAAUUUUAAUGAUGACCAUGUUAACCCCAAAAACUGUAAUUACCUAACUCAAUGGUUGGAUUAUGAUCAGAUCUGA